AUGACGAAGAAGAUCAAUUUUGGAGCUGGUCCAGCGAAAAUCCCUGAGGAAGUGAUGGAAAAAGCCGCCAGCGAGUUCAUUCACUUUGGGAACACUGGAGUCUCGAUUCUAGAAAUGUCUCACCGAUCCGCCGAUUUCACCGCAAUCAUUGAGGAAACGAAAGCACUGUUGCGGGAUUUGAUGCAAAUCCCCGAUAAUUACGAGGUGUUAUUCAUGCAUGGUGGAGGCACUGGACAAUUUGCUGCGGUUCCGUUGAAUUUGAAGAGAGAUAAGACAAGUGCUGACUAUUUGGUGACUGGCUCGUGGUCAGAUAAAGCUUUCAAAGAAGCACAGAAAUAUCUUGAUGCUAAAAGGGUCACUCCUGCAGUCAAACCAAUCACCAGGGUACCCCCAGAAAACGAAUGGACACGAGAUCCCGAUGCAGCCUAUCUCUACUAUUGUGCAAAUGAAACGAUUCACGGGAUUGAGUUCUUUAAGGCACCCGAAACACUGCCUGGUGUGCCGCUUGUCGCUGACAUUUCGAGCACUUUCCUCUCGAGACCUUUUGAUUUUACGAAUCACGGUGUUGUCCUCGGUGGAACCCAGAAAAACCUCGGCGCAGCUGGGUUGACGGUGGCUAUUGUGAGGAAGGAUCUGAUUGGACAUGAGCUUCAAAUCACUCCAUCUGUUCUCUCCUACAAAAUCGCUCACGAUAACAACAGUGUCUACAAUACGCCAUCAGUUUACAGCAUUUACAUAACGAAUCUUGUUCUAAAAUGGAUAAAAGAGAAAGGAGGAGCUGAACGAUUUGCCCAAAUGAAUCAAGAAAAAGCUUCUUUAAUCUACUCAAUCAUUGAUGAUUCAAACGACUUUUUCUAUUGUCCAAUUGAUAAAGAGCAUCGAUCGUUGAUGAAUAUUCCGUUUAGAAUCGGUGGUUCAAAUGGAGAUGAUAAACUUGAGAAAGAAUUCCUUGUGAGAGCUACGGAGAAGAAAAUGAUCGGAUUGAAAGGACAUCGCUCUGUUGGUGGGAUUCGUGCUUCACUCUACAAUGCGAUCACUCUUGAUGAGACAAAAGAAUUAGCUGAGUUGAUGAAAGAGUUCCAAAAAGAAAAACAACAA
This is a messenger RNA of Mesorhabditis belari, 1098 nucleotides long. Lineage: Eukaryota; Metazoa; Nematoda; Chromadorea; Rhabditida; Rhabditidae. The record is from the annotation of a GenBank genome assembly.